Molecule: messenger RNA, 829 nt
Organism: Lolium rigidum
Lineage: Eukaryota; Viridiplantae; Streptophyta; Magnoliopsida; Poales; Poaceae
Exons: 3
Coding region: 347-817 (156 amino acids)
Source: RefSeq, a predicted model, not a curated record
AGGCCUCCUUUAUCAUACAUGAACUCCAUUGGCCGAAGUGGCUUGGAUUUGUUUGGCACGCCCACAAGGACCCACCUUGACAGCAGAACUAAUGACAGGAGAGAAUCUUAAAUCCCCUCUCCCUCCCCUUCCUGCCUCGCCAGAUUUGAUACAUGCCAACCUGUUGCUUCUUGACACAACCAAAAAGUAUUGGACCUUGGCCUAGAAGUAGCUAGCAAGAGAGAUCUUCUUGUGGGAGAAGGAGAUAGCCACAGACAGCCUUGCGUUGUCCAGAAGAAUUCAGUAACAGGAAUCCUUGCCAGAGGUGAGGCAGGCGAAGCGGAUACUUAGUGUCGGUUGGUGAGACAUGGAGAAGAAACAUAUGAAGAUGGCCAUACUGAGGCAAGAACACACAUUCAGACAACAGGUUCACGAACUCCACCGCGUAUAUAAGGUCCAGAAGCAACUGAUGAAGGAUAUGCAGGUUGUUAAGAUGAACCCAGCUCAAGCAAGAAAGGAUACUCAAACCAAACCAUGGUUGGAUACAGACCAACAACAAUACGAUGUUAACUCAGACAAGAAGAAAGCUCCUUUCAUCAAAGACUUCGACCUGGAGCUGACACUAGCAACUGGGAGUGAUAAGACAAAGCAAGAGAUGAUAUUCAACUCAGAGUCAGGAGCAACACUGUCGUCAUCAACUUCCGCUGAAUCGGAGUCAGGGCAGCAAUUUCCAGACUCCAGUGUAAACUUGAGCUUUCAAAAUGAGAGCAAUAGGCAUGAUGAUCAACUCAUGCAGUCUCCUUGGCUCUACCAAUGUUUAAGUCUGAAAAUGGCUUGAUUGCUUAGCUAA